AAAUUCCAGUAUUCACCUGGAAACUUCGCUGCAAAUACGUUGAUUUUAAAUUUCUCCCUUUUACUUCCUCAACCUUCAUUCUUCCCUCCUCAAUUUCAACUAUUUUGUUUUUCAUCCAAAACAUACAUUUUAGAUCAAUUUUGGAACCCUAAGUCUCAUACUCGCCAAUUGCAAUCACAUAGUAAAUCAGCACCAUGAGGAGGGUGUUUGGAGUGAAGAAGGAUAAGGAACCGCCGCCCUCCGUUCAAGAUGCAUCUGACCGGAUAAAUAAAAGAGGUGAAAAUGUUGAUGAAAAGAUACAAAAACUUGAUGCUGAAUUAGUGAGAUAUAAAGAGCAGAUCAAGAAGACGCGACCAGGCCCAGCACAAGAAGCUGUUAAGGCUAGAGCCAUGAGGGUUCUCAAGCAAAAAAAGAUGUAUGAAGGUCAGCGUGAUAUGCUAUACAAUCAGACAUUCAACCUUGAUCAAGUUUCAUUUGCUGCUGAAGGAAUCAAAGAUGCUCAACAAACAAUGUCAGCUUUGAAGUCAGCAAACAAAGAUCUUAAGGGAAUGAUGAAGACUGUGAAAAUCCAAGACAUUGAUAACUUACAAGAUGAGAUGAUGGAUCUUAUGGAUGUGAGCAAUGAAAUUCAAGAGUCUCUUGGUAGAAGCUAUAAUGUACCUGAUGAUAUCGAUGAGGACGAUCUGAUGGGUGAGCUUGAUGCGCUGGAAGCAGACAUGGGAUUUGAAACUGAGAGUGAUGGAGUACCUUCUUAUCUUCAGCCUGAUAAGGACUCUGAUCUGGAUUCAGAACUGAACUUGCCAUCAGCACCAAGUGGGCAUGCUGCAAAUCCAGCAGGCAGAGUGAAUAUGCAGGGUGAGGAUGAACUAGGUUUACCAGCCGUUCCUCGAGCAACUCUCCGAGGUUAAGAGGGAGUAAUGGUGCAAUUCAUCGACCAAAAGUUUAUUGUAAAGAAUACGCUAUUAGUCUGUGGUUCUUCUUGCAUCUCUGUCUAGGUAAAAAGUAGUUGAACGUUGGGUGCAUACGAUGUCAAUAGCCAUGUGAUUCUUUAUCCUCCUUGUGGUGCUUGAACAUGAACUCGAAGUUGGAUUUUUGUACAGAUUCUCCUGCUGGUUCUGGGCUUCGUUCAACAGUCUACUUGUUUUAAUUCUCAA
This is a messenger RNA of Salvia hispanica, 1154 nucleotides long. Its product is annotated as vacuolar protein sorting-associated protein 60.1. NCBI's taxonomy places the organism in Eukaryota, Viridiplantae, Streptophyta, Magnoliopsida, Lamiales, Lamiaceae. The record is from RefSeq and is a predicted model, not a curated record. Gene Ontology annotation, biological process: vesicle budding from membrane; late endosome to vacuole transport via multivesicular body sorting pathway. Gene Ontology annotation, cellular component: multivesicular body.